AUGCCCAUAUGCGAGCCACAGUGUCCCUUGGUGAAGGCCAUAUUGAAAAAAACAAUCACCGAAGCCCCAUGGCUUUCGAAGAAAUAUUUUCCUUCAAAGGAAGCAGAUUUGGGAAAAGACGUAGAAUUUGAAGACGCUCGCGAUGUAGGUCGUCGUUAUAGGAGAGAGGCAGAUGGAAAGGUCAUAGAUAUAGUAACAGACAUCACAAAAGAGGAUGCUUCGAAAGUUUCGAUCACAAAAGUCAAAAGAGAAUCUGCAACGCAGUGGGCUGCUGAAGGAGAGGAUAAGGCGAUUGUAAGAGAACCUAUGAAAGACAUAGAAGGAGAAGAUUCAGCAGCCAGACUUUCGGAACGCGGAAGGCUAGAGCGUGAACGACCAGAACGUGAGAGACCAGAACGCGAAAAAUUAGAACAUGAGAAAUUAGAACGUGAAAAGCUAGAACUUGAAAAAUUAGAACGUAAAAAACUAGAACUUGAAAAAUUAGAACGUGAAAAAAUUAAAAAACCGAAUGGAGAACCGUUGAGGCACGAUACUAUCGAUGAGAAAGAACUUACGAUAUUUCGAGAUGAGUGUGAUCCUCAUUGCCCUCGGCGUAUAUCGCGAAGCAAGUAUAUUUUGUUAUCCACUGUCCUUAUCAAUGUUAAAUGUUAAAGCAAUUAAUAAUUAUUUCUAUAGAAAGUAUAAAACGUAAACUCGAAGAAAGGCAAAGGGCCGCAGAUUAUUAUUUGUUGUAUAAGGGUUCGGGUUACUUCGAAGACGUCUGUACUUGUUCCCUUUCCUGUAUCGUUCGUGCUUUAAAAAACGAUUCGUUUGUUAGAAGCAUAUUAGCAUCCACCGCAUUAUUUGUAUUUGGCUUGAAACUUUGUUCAG
Molecule: messenger RNA, 870 nt
Organism: Bombus pyrosoma
Lineage: Eukaryota; Metazoa; Arthropoda; Insecta; Hymenoptera; Apidae
Exons: 3
Coding region: 1-651 (216 amino acids)
Source: RefSeq, a predicted model, not a curated record